AUGUCCACUAAGAAAGAGAAUUCUGUAACAUGCAUUAACGAAUGCCAAGAUUUAAACAAAGAAGCAACAUCACCUAAUAAAAAUUCUGACACUAUUAUUCCUCCAUCUACAAAUCAAGACCAGCCUUCAUCUCAAAAUGUUCAAAUUCCUUUAAAACCUACUACAUUUCCUAUCUGUUGUUCAGAAGGAAAUUCCCCAACUUCUGCACCUUGUGAAUCAGCCUACUUUGAUGUGUAUGGGAUUUCAUCUAUAUCUUCUACAUCAAAUAGUUGUUCCAUCAAGUCAGCAAUAGAAAAACUUGAUAAUAUUUAA
Molecule: messenger RNA, 312 nt
Organism: Scutellospora calospora
Lineage: Eukaryota; Fungi; Glomeromycota; Glomeromycetes; Diversisporales; Gigasporaceae
Source: the annotation of a GenBank genome assembly